Molecule: messenger RNA, 837 nt
Organism: Sesamum indicum (sesame)
Lineage: Eukaryota; Viridiplantae; Streptophyta; Magnoliopsida; Lamiales; Pedaliaceae
Source: RefSeq, a predicted model, not a curated record
AAAAACACAUAGCUUUGUCUUUAUUCACAUUUCUUGGCACAAAACUCCAAAGAAUUUGAAUUCAUCAAAUGGCGCCAAAAGCAAUCAAAGUUGGCAUAGUGCUAGUUGUGCUAGCCUUUCUCUGUGCAGUAGCUACGGCUCAAUCCGGCUGUAUGAGUGUGAUCAUCAGCAUGGCAUCGUGCCUCAAUUAUGUGUCGGGAAGUACCCCUACACCGUCUGCUUCGUGCUGCUCUGCACUUGCUAACGUGGUUCAGACUCAGCCCCGGUGCCUUUGUACCAUAGUCAAUGGUGGUGGUGGCUCAUUGGGCGUGAACAUUAACCAAACGCUAGCACUUGGGUUGCCUAGUGCCUGCAAGGUGGAGACUCCGCCAAUUAGUAGGUGUAACGUUGUUAAUGGGCCUACAAUGUCUCCUGUGGGUUCUCCAGAGAGUGCACCACCUGAAUCCGGAGAUGGAAUUCCUUCUGCUCCAACUACCCCAUCUGUAACAGGAUCGAAGACAACUCCUUCAAGCGGCACAACCUCAAACAGAAGCACAAAGAUGAAUGUUCUUGGAGUUUUCACCAAUGUGUUCCUCUUCACCACAGUUUCAUAUGCCUUUGCAGCAUUCAACAAUGUCCUUUGAGUUCAGUGUGCUCACUAAUAUGUGUUUGUGUGUGCAUCUUAAAGCUCUUUAUAAAGUUUUCUAACUGCGUUUGAGAUUUAUGUUUGGUGAGUGGAGUGUUACUUUCUCAGUGUUUGUCUGCAAAAGUUGGUUCAAUACAAUAGUUUGUCCUAUGUUGUUCACUUUAUGAUAUAAAUGGGUAAUGUAAUAAAUGUACUUGAAUCUUUUUUUUUUC